Molecule: messenger RNA, 3142 nt
Organism: Drosophila hydei
Lineage: Eukaryota; Metazoa; Arthropoda; Insecta; Diptera; Drosophilidae
Exons: 9
Coding region: 157-3039 (960 amino acids)
Source: RefSeq, a predicted model, not a curated record
CAGAUUAUCGACUAUCGGGAAAUUUCGAUUUUAAUUGCUUAUCGACAUUUGGCCGCCAUUAGUCAAGCUAACGGACAUUCAGCAAAGCCGCUCCACAGUUGUGUUUGCUAUUUAUUGUUUUGUAAGAAGAGAAAUAGAUAUCGCAAUACAUCUAAAAUGGAUUUCUUGACUGCUUUGUCGACGGGCGCUAGUGUAGAUUAUGCAACAUCGGAGUAUAUAUACGCCUUUAUGCAGGCUGUAGCAAAAAAUCCAAAGAAUUGGUUAGGUAAAGUGUCGCAUAACUUUGUCGGCCAAUGCUUCAGAGCGCUGGGCUUACAGUUUAACGUCAGCGUCGAGGCAUUCCAACGCACAUAUGAUCAUCCGUAUAGCGCGGAUAACUUAAAUUACAUCUUUAAUGCUGUGCCCUUUGUACUGAAAAACGUGGAGUUAUUUUUUAACCAACUACCGAUAUCGUUGGCAGUUUGUGAGAGCACAGUUGCACAAGAUAGGCCAGAUUCGAGGUUGGGUGGCGAAUUCUACGACAUAACAAAUCCUGUGCUUUGUUAUUUGCGUGUGGUGGACGUUUGGGCUUUUGUGGUGCGAAGUAUAACUGCUAAAUUACAACAGAAGGAUAUCGUGCGGUUUCUAUGUGAACCCCUGGCCAGAAUGUCUUUCUGCAUAUUGCAAGGCCUGGUGAAGCUGCUGCCUGAAUAUGGACAAAAGUUUAAGCUGCUUGAAGAGAAUUGCCUUUGUCUUACAGUGCUGGUACGCUACGGCAUAUUCUUCAAGGAGAGCUGCCAGCUUAUACUGCCAUCUAUGCUGGGUAUGUUUAAAGAACACUUUCAGCUCUUCUGUGGGACAACAAAGUCGGCUGUAAGAUUUAUCUACUGGGUAUUUAUUUGCGAGAUGUCUGACAAGCAGACAUUCAUUCGGACCUACCAGUUUUUGGAAUCGUUGCUUGACUACUUCGCUGAAAGCAAGCAUUGCGAUGCUUCGGGUAAUCUUAUCUUGCGCUUGAUUACCAAUGAGCUGAUCACGGACAAAUAUCUUGCUGUUCAAUUUGAUAUGCUCAAAGUGAAAAACUGCAAUUCCUUGUUGCUAGCAACGCUUCACUAUUUGCAGACGUUACAACGCCACUUGGUCAGCACAGAUAUUUUCACGCUUCGUUUUUUGGAACAAAUUUUGUUGGUUUUGCUUGAAGUGCCAAAUGCUUCGCUUUCGGUGUGCUCAUCAGCAGCCGAGCUUUAUGUAACCUUGGCAGAGCGCCAGUACUCGAAGCAGGAGAUAUUUGGUCAUAUACUGGAAACGUUUGUAAAGACCCAGAGUAGUGCAGGGAAAUUUUCAAGCCAUGAGAAGUUCAUGUCGCUCAUAAAAGUUUAUCUACAGAAGCUGAUGUACCACUUUCCGGCUCUACAGUACUUUAAAUACUAUAUGAAUCUGCUCAAUGCAGGGAAUGUACGUAACGAGCUUCUCCUUUUUACUGCACAUGCCACAUGCGCUCUGUUUGAGAUUUACAGCGAGGAAUAUGAGGAAAUGGAGGUUGCACGGCAGCAGGUGCACAAGCUUCUACAUCAUUGGCCAAAGCUCGUUAAGCACUCUGCGCGGAAUACGGAGACUCGUGCCGUAAUCUAUGGCAUCUACAGCGCAGUAGACUUUGCUGCUCUGGUAGAACACAAAUCGAAACUAAGCGUAUUGGAGAGACAUUGCUUGAACAUAUUCCUGAACGAUGAUACACUAAGCGAGGCUGAAUUCGCAAUUCUCUUUGUAAAAUUAUGUCAAUCUGUAGAAGUGACAGGGAAUGAACAAGUACUUGUAACUGCGGCGCUAACUUUGCAAGACAGAUACGCUGAUAUAUCUAUGAACAUGAUGGGCCGCCAACAGGAGAGCGCUCAGAUGGAACUGCUACAAGAAUAUGGCACGUGCUUACGAAGUAUUUAUGCUAUGAUCAAACAGAACAAGCUGCGCGGCCAUCAGGUAUGCGAUAUGUACGAAACACUAGCUAGCCAGAUGUUGCGUGAAACAGUAGCCAAUGAACAUUUGGCUCUUUAUGGUUACGAGUGCUUGGCGUUAAUGUUUAUAGUGCUGCAUUAUGAGCGUAAGGAUCUGGAGGAUGCGCACGAGCACCUAGCAAGGUCUUUGCAGCUGGCUGAGAUAUUGCGCGACGACUGUGUACGCAAGCUGUCCAUUUUACCACAGAAUAUGCCACAGACGAAAUCUCUGUUUUGUGCCAUUGCUGCGCUGCACUUGGGCUUACCAAAUAAUCUGAUAUUGAAUGCACUCACCUAUGAUACGUUGUCGGCGCGACUCUCAGAUGUAACGACGGCUCUGAACACACGCAGUGAUACGCUAGUUUUAAGCUACGUGAAGGAGAUGCACUCACUCUUUCGUCAGUUGCAUGAAAAUGAGCUAAUUGUUUUGCCUACAAAUCGCAUAUGGAAACCUCUAUUGCAGUACAAAAUUAUUCACACAACACCUGUUUGUAUAACCCGCGAACUGGAAGAGCUUAUAGUGGUGCUUAUAAAGAGACAUAUUGUCACAUACGCUCAUAACCUAUCUGUCAUUCAGUUGCACACUUUCAAUGCGUGUCGCAAUAAGAAUCGCUUCUCAGUUGCACUAGCUGCCCAUAUGCGUCUUGUGGAGGUGAAUGCAAGUGCGAAAGAUGCGUGGCUGUUAAGAUUACACGUAUUCAAUGCCUCUCUGGAGCUACUUGUGAAUAGGUUGGCUGCGCUUCGUACAGAAUCCGAAGUUACAACCUCACGUAAUAAUCUUUUUCCCUUGCGUCAUUUGCUUUUGUUGGUGAAUAGACUGCGCCUUGAGGAAGCCCACUUUAUGAAUAUCGCUCGAUUGCUUAGCAGCCUGCAGGCAAAUGUUAAGACUGAUGCCGAUAAAAGAGAACUUGAUAAAUUUAUUACGCAGAUUAGCGCUUACAAACACUCUUGCGUGGAUGUUGCUAAGACCAGCUUAAAACCUCAACCUCCGGGUCCCAUGGCUUUGUGGCAGGCAAAAGCGUUUAAUUACUCAUUAGAUAGUGCACGGAAAUUGGACUUCUCACUGCAGUAACUAACUGUUGACAGUAAAGAAACAAAUAUAUUAUAUUUAUAAUCAGUUUCAAUGUUAAGUGUCAUUUGAUAUUCAAAAUUAAUUCGACUUAUAUACUUAAUAA